Onthophagus taurus is the source of this 2828-nucleotide messenger RNA. It is a transcript of the gene Rbfox1, whose product is annotated as RNA-binding Fox protein 1. Gene Ontology annotation, molecular function: mRNA binding. Gene Ontology annotation, biological process: regulation of alternative mRNA splicing, via spliceosome; nervous system development. Lineage: Eukaryota; Metazoa; Arthropoda; Insecta; Coleoptera; Scarabaeidae. Gene Ontology annotation, cellular component: nucleus; cytoplasm. The record is from RefSeq and is a predicted model, not a curated record.
CGACGUCCGACGCCGGGGUGGUAGUUGACCGAGCGCACCCCGCGUCGCUUCGCAGACGUAUAUCUUUUCUCUUACCCUACGAACCACAAUUGUAUGUCGUACGUCGUACAAAACGUAUACUCACCACAUUUAUAAAGUACCGAAUCUCAUCAUCGACGGUUAACACCCAGCCAACGGGCAUCAAACGGUUUAGAUUAGCAGCAGCAGAAGCACGAGGCAAGCAAGCGCGUUCCGACGCCAGUGCAGCCAACAACGUCGUAGUGCCCGUUUUAUGCUGUUCUUGUAGCCGCGGAGACAAAAGCCAGCAAACUGUGGGGCGCCGGGGCUUUUUUUCUUCCUCCCCAGGGAAUGUACUAUCCGCACAUGGUGCAAACGGGGAUGAGUGCGCCGUUCGGGGCAGCCGCGCCGGCAGGCUUCCCCGCACAAAAUGGCGAGAUUAAGCCGGCCGAAGUAAAAGAUGCACCUCUGUUGCCGCCUCCAGCCACGGGGGCGCCGUUUAGUCCACCUCCACAGCCGCAGGCGGCUGUAGCAGUGGCAGCGGCCGCCGCAGCAGCAGCAGCAGCAACAGCCGAUCAGCAGCAGGUCAACAGUCCGGCGAGGCCGUACACGGUUGACCAACAACAGCCACCCCAGGAACCAGAACAGGCGUCCGCGCCGCCCUCUCAAACGCAGACACAAGAUGCGGCUGAUGCCGCCGUCGCAGCAGCUGCGGCAGCAGCAGCAGCCGCAGGAGUCGUCGCCGUUUCCGCUUCGGCACCGACCACUGCCGAUCCCGCCAAAAAUCAACCAAAGAGGCUUCAUGUCUCUAACAUUCCGUUUCGAUUUAGGGAUCCAGAUUUAAGAGCCAUGUUUGGGCAAUUCGGCCCAAUAUUAGAUGUAGAAAUAAUAUUUAAUGAGAGAGGAUCAAAGGGGUUCGGUUUUGUAACGUUCGCAAAUAGUUCUGAUGCGGAGCGAGCACGAGACCGUCUUCACGGCACCGUGGUUGAGGGAAGAAAGAUAGAGGUAAACAACGCCACAGCGCGAGUACAGACGAAGAAACCUCCAGCUUUACCAACAGUUCCUGUUUGCGUUCAAUGGACGGAUGCGGCACUAAGGGGUGUGGCAGCAAUUCAACGUGGUAGAGCGAGAGCAGCAUACCCUGCCGCUGCGGCGGCUGCAGCCGCGGCGUUCGCAAGGCACCCGACGCCCCUGGCCGGGGCUCUGCACGGGUACACUCCCGUGCUGAACACGCUACCUGUUGACGGAAGCGUCUAUUACGACCCGUUCCUAGCGGCGCAUGCGGCCGACCCGAACUACAGGCUACAGGCAGCGGCUGCUGCAGCACCUUUAUUAAAAACACCUUUAUCGACCGCACAACAAGCAAGUUACGCAGCCGCGGCAACAUACACAGCAGUGGCGGCUCGUUAUGGGGCCGCACAACCAGUGGCGGGAUACGCAACAGUCGCAGGAUACAGUAGAGACUAUGCAGACCCAUAUUUAGGUCAUGGUAUAGGUCCCAUGGCAGGUUAUGGGGCCGCUGUCUACAGAAGUAGUUACAAUAGGUUCGCACCUUAUUAAACAUAAAAAAAGCAUAAAAAAACAUAUCUCGAAGCACCGGCCUAUGCCGUACACAGUAAGAAGAGAAAAAAAAUACUCAUUCGUCGAUUUUAAAAAAGAUAUGGAGGUGAAGAUAAACAUGCACAAUGCGUAGCACAAAGAAGUAUAAAAGAUUUUUUUUAAGAAGGAGAUGAGUAAAUUUAAACUAAUUUAAAAAAAAAAAUAGUACGGACCGGGUACGGUCAAGGAAUCAAGCCAAAGAGCUGUAAACUCUCUCUUUAUAAUUAUUUUUAAUUGUAAUUGUCUCUCACUAACGUUCGCCCAUGUGAUAGCCCCGCUAACUCAGCUCUCUCUUUCUAAUUAUUACAUUUAAGAUCUUAAUUCGAGUCAUUUUCGCUAAAUAGUUAAAAAAAAACUUUCGGAUCGAAGAUUUUUUUAUUCAUUUUCGGUUAUUUUUAGGUUUAAAAAGUAAUCUAUAUUAUAUAAUUAUAAAAUAUACGUCUAUAUUAUAGUUUUUUUUCGUCGUCGUCGUGUAGAGUGUUUAAGAGAUUGAACAAAUGAAAUAAAAACAAGAUAACAAGCGAACAUUUAAAAGAAUAUGCACAAUAUUUAAAACAAAAAAAAACGCAUAACGUUUUGUGACAAUUUUACGAUAAAGAUAUGAAGAAGAAAAUGAUACAUAUUAUAUAUUAUCUAUAUAUAAUAUUAAAAAUAUAUAUUAGUUUUUAGUAAGUUAUAAUUAGUAAAAGGAUUAUUAUUAAUUAUUACUUCUAGUGGAGACGCCGUGAACAACAAAAAAUUAAUAAUAAUAUUAAAAUAGUUUUGAAUUAUUUAUACUGUAAGUUAAAUAAUUCACGACUACAAAAAAAAUUGUUAUAUAAUCAGAAACAAAUUGUUCUUCUUCCAGACCGCAAAUUAUUAUUAUUUUUCGUUUUUGCAACAAUUUUUUUUUAAGUAAACUAAGAAUCUGUGUGCCAGUGUUAAUUAGUACGACUGUCAAAACACAAAUUUAUUUCUUUCCUUUUUAAGUUAAGAAAUGAACUCAUACGUACGUUGUGUAGGUAAAAAUGAAACGUUUUUAUAGUUCAUAAGAGUGCAAUCGUCGUAGAAUUAAAAAAAAACACAUUUUUAAAUGGAUCAUAUAUCUAAUAACGAUAAUGACCCUAUUUCUGUAUGUAUUUUUUUGUUUGUUUUUGAUACUCAUACAACAUAUCGAACAAAUUUUGAGCUCUCUACUCGUUAAAAAAACAACAAAAAAAGUGUGUGUGUAAUAAUACGUUAUGUGUUUAAUC